Molecule: messenger RNA, 833 nt
Organism: Glycine soja
Lineage: Eukaryota; Viridiplantae; Streptophyta; Magnoliopsida; Fabales; Fabaceae
Product: auxin-responsive protein SAUR72-like
Exons: 1
Coding region: 168-581 (137 amino acids)
Biological process (GO): response to auxin
Source: RefSeq, a predicted model, not a curated record
GCAUUGCUUCUCUUCAUCUUAUCCACUUAGUCAUCAUUAUUAUAAAUAUCUACACUCUACAAUCAUGAAACUACUACAAACUCAUUUAUCAAAGCUUUCAAGUUUCAACCAUAUAGCUUCAUAAAGAGUACUUUAAUUAAUUAAGAUAACACUACAUUACAAAGUUCAUGAUGCUUUGGUCUUUCUUUGGAAAGGUACACGAUGGUCUCGCAGUAGUCUUUGCACCAAUAAAGAGAUCAUUUACACUGACCAGCAACGACGAUUCAGCAACAACAGAGGUGCCGGGUGACGUUUUGGAAGGGCACUUUGUGGUUCUUGCAAACAAGGGUGAAGAAACCAAAAGGUUUAUUGUGGAGUUGCACUAUUUGGAUGACCCUGCAUUUUUGGGACUGCUGGAGCGGGCAAGAGAAGAGUAUGGUUUCAGACAGAAGGGGGUUUUGGUAAUUCCCUGCCACCCUCAAGAGCUAGAGAAGAUUCUAGAACAACCAAGGGAUCAUGAAAGUGUUGGAGGAGAUGGAGGCAAAUUAACAGAUUCAAUUCAAGAUAUUAGUGAAUGUAGCGCCAUUUCCUGCAGUAGUUGACAUGAAAUGGGAAACAAGUUUGUUGAAUUUAAUAGAAAAUUAAUCAUUAGAUAUUUAGAUUCAAAUCAGCCAUAUCUUGUUUAAGACUUCUGGGGCAUGCUACUAAUAAUUUAAUAGAGUAAAUUUGUUGUUGUCUCCAUGAACAUAACUUCGUUGCACCAAUCUCGUGAGGGUCAAAUUCAACUUCAUCAAGUUAAUUUAGCUUGGUGUAAUAAGUACAACAACUGUUUUCUUUCUAUCAAAUGAUGUAUA